CAACCACGAAAUUCAAACUCCAGGUUGUCACAGUUCACUGCUCUUCUUUCUUCCUUAAUUUGGUUAUAGAUAUAUGAAUCUAUGAAAGGAAUAGUAUUAAAGAGUUUUACAAUAUACAUAUAUAUUAGUGAUAUAGAGUCACAUAUUCAAUAGCUAUUGUAUACAUAUUUAUGAAUGGCACGGUCAUCAUCCUCCUCCUCCAAUACUACUCCACAAAAGCACGAGGUGUUCAUUAGCUUUAGAAGUGAGGAGACCCGCAAGACAUUCACAAGCCAUCUUAACGGUGCUUUGGAAAGAGUAGAUAUCAUAACCUACGUAGACAAGAAUCUUGAGAGAGGAGAUGAAAUACCCACAACCCUUGUUAGGGCCAUUGAGGAAGCCAAGCUGUCAGUCAUUGUUUUCUCCAAAAACUAUGCGGAUUCUAAGUGGUGUUUGGAUGAGUUAGUGAAAAUACUCGAGCGUGGAAGGACCAAAAGGCAAAUUAUAGUGCCUGUUUUCUAUGGUGUAGAUCCUUCCGACGUGCGGAAUCAGAGAGGAAGCUAUGCUGAGGCAUUUGCCAAACAUGAGACAAAUUCUGAGGAUAAGACCAAGGUGCGAGAAUGGAGGAAUGCUUUGGUGGAAGCAGCCAAUUAUUCUGGUUGGGAUUGCAACGAUGUCAAUAGGACAGAAUUUGAGAUUGUUGAGGAAAUUACGAAGGAUGUGUUGGAAAAGCUGGAUCGUGCGAACGUGAGUGACCUGGAUCGGCAGAUAGCUAAAAUGGAACAACUUGCACGGCUUCAGGAUCAAUUUUAUCACAGCAUAAUUACUGUGGAAAAUUUGAAAAACCGUAACGCAACGAUUCAACGUGUCAGAGAACUUAAAAUGGAGAGGAGCAUCCGUUUGCUUCGUCUCACUCCUGAUAUGCUCUCAUAUAUGAAUCAGAAUAAUGAUAAUGAUGAUGAUGAUUAUCUUUUCCCGUCAUUUUAAUAGAAAUUAUUCGUCCAAUGUUAUGAAUAUUAUCAGUGACAUAUUAUGUACUGCUGCAAAAAUUAAAUAUGUUUGAAAAUUUGUAAUCUAUCUAUGUAAUAUUUGAAAAAACAAAAUAUUUGAGUUCACAUACCAUCUCUUUUGCUGAAGCAAUCAGUUCACUCAACACCUCCUAGAAGUCUUAACAAGAAUGUUAUUUCAUGUAAUUACCUCAUAUACUAUGACUACUAACAAGUUUUAAGGUCAAACUUAUUUCCUCGACUUCUGUCACCAUAUACCAGGGUUUUGUCAUUGCCAAAUGAAGCUAUAUAAUACCUCUCAAAACAUAAUAAUGUUAGAGAAACCAGUCUUUCACACACAAUAGUCUCAAUUUCAAGGCUUUACAGAAACAAGUUCUCUUCAAAUAAGUUUAUCUAUAAAUACUUAUAGCAAAAAGGAAAAAAAAAUAAAAAGAAUUAAACUUUUUCAAAAAUUAAAAUAAAAUUAUACAUAAAUUAAUUUGUA
Molecule: messenger RNA, 1470 nt
Organism: Cajanus cajan (pigeon pea)
Lineage: Eukaryota; Viridiplantae; Streptophyta; Magnoliopsida; Fabales; Fabaceae
Product: toll/interleukin-1 receptor-like protein
Biological process (GO): signal transduction
Source: RefSeq, a predicted model, not a curated record